Molecule: messenger RNA, 1129 nt
Organism: Gekko japonicus
Lineage: Eukaryota; Metazoa; Chordata; Lepidosauria; Squamata; Gekkonidae
Gene: NOL12
Product: nucleolar protein 12
Exons: 6
Coding region: 31-675 (214 amino acids)
Cellular component (GO): nucleolus
Molecular function (GO): RNA binding
Source: RefSeq, a predicted model, not a curated record
UGGGCGGAAGUAGCUUCGCUGGUGUCCACGAUGGGUCGCAAAAACAAGAAGAAUCGGCAAGACGGCGCCUCGGAACUCCGGCGAGUCAUCACCUUCGAUGAGGAGAGUCGACGGGAAUACUUGACAGGAUUCCACAAGCGAAAGGUUGAGAGGAGGAAAAUAGCUGUGGAAGAGAUAAAGCGCAAACUAAAGGAGGAACAACAGAAGAUGAAGGAAGAGCGCCACAAGGAAUACAUGAAGAUGCUGAAGGAGAGAGAGGAAGCCUUAGACGAGGCUGACCAAUUGGAGUAUAUGGUGACCUCACAGAAGGAGUUGAUGAGCUACGAUCACCCAAACCACACAGUUACUGUUACUACAGUCAGUGACCUGGACCUCUCGGGAGCACGCCUGCUGGGGCUGGACGGUCAAGAGGAAGAUGCCGAACCAAAAGGAGAAGAUGAUGUCUCAAGGAAAUCAACAUGCACGUUGCCUAAGAAAUCUAGAGACCCCUUCCUCUCUGAGAGGAUCUCUUCGCUCACCACCUCGCUGCAUACCCGUAGUCAGAGAAAGACCAAAGGCAAGCUGUCUAGGCAGAGUCAAAGCAUAAAGAAGAGAGCCCAGAAACCAAGUACAGGCCGAACCAGCAAGUCUCAGCGUCGAAGAAUGACGGGCAAAGGCCGGCGUGUUCGAGACUGAUGACCAAAAGGAAAGGAAGGGGCGUGGCCUGAGCAGAAGCAAAUGGCUGCUCGGCAGCAUGGCUUACUGGGAAAGACCAUUUUAUACAGAUUGUGUCUCCGUUGUUGGAGAAUUGCUGUUGAGCUGCAGAAGUCUCCUAAACUAAUUCAGGAGCUGAGGAGUGUUGGGUAAAUGCUUCAUUUUGCAUGCACACUCCUGCCCCUAAGGAAGUUUGCUUGUACUGCGUGGGGCUCUCUCAGCAGAAAUCUUGCUUUCCUGUGAGAGAAUUGGGCAGGGGAGCGUGCUUCCCUCUCUCCCUGUCCAGGUGUGGGUGAUGGCCAGAUCCAUUUAAACAUCAGAAGUCUCCUGGAAGUGUCCACUUGGCAUUCAUGUUCUUGCUCUUGUAUGAAUGGUUUCUCACCUCUGUGACAUCCCAGACCAUUCCUCCCAGGAAAUCUGGUGCCAUGGAUUCUUA